UAUUAUUAUUAUUAAGCACUUAACUUUCUGUGUUUCGUGUGAUUGUGUUUAGUGUGUUGUCUUACUCGUGGUUGGCGCUUCUCUCAAGUUWAAUGUUGCCUUCCAGCCGUCAAGUUUGAAAAAGUUUGUCUCCAAAGUUCAAAUGGAAUCAAAUAAAAUGGUGGAAAAGUGAUGAUUGCUGACAGAAGUAGUGAUUGACGAUUGUGUUCCAUUUUGAAGAAACAUUGAUAUAUUAAUUCAUUCAGCAGAACACAAGAGCUUUCAAAAAAGAUUCACAACCGUAAGCUUAUUUUAUAAUUAAAAUAUCUGUUCAAAUUUCUUGUGUGGUUCAAAUAUGUAUGAACCAGAAGUUUUCGAAGAAGAUUUGCUAAUUCCACCUGGAGAAGAUGUUACUCUUCCCCCAGCCCUUGAACAAGCAUUGAACAAUAUUCAAGCAACAGAGUAUUCACAAGAAGAUAACACCGAAGUUGUACAGCCUACAGUUGAAGAUGUUGAGGAUGAGGAUGAUUAUGASGAUGAUGAUGAUGAAGAAGAACAAAUAGUUAAAAUGUCUUCUAAAGAUCGUAAAGUAGCUAAAAGAAGGAAGAAAAAGUAUAAGAAAAAAAAGAAGAAACAAUUAAAAAAUGAGCAAAAAGUAAAAGAAACAACAUCCUCAGACAAAGAGAACAAGGUUGAUAAAUUAGAUAUUGAGGUUGAAUACAUACAAGAAACUUUAAGCGUGUUCAACCUUGUACCUAUGUAUAGGCAAUAUGCUAAAGUGUUUGAGAAUUUCAAAAUUCCUGAACCAGAACAAAAACCAGCAGAUCUAGAUGGUGGUCAAGAAGCUACUUUACCCAGUUUAGAUUUAAAGAAAGUGCCUAAGCUCCCUGAACAAGAAGAUGAUGAUGAUCUUAGAGAUAAAGAUGGAGAAAAUCAGCAGAAGGGCUCUGAUAAAUUGUCAAGAAGGCAAUUUAAAAAGGUUACUCGUUUAAGUGUAGCUGAAUUAAAGCAACUUGUUUCUAGACCAGAUGUUGUAGAAAUGCAUGACGUUACUGCCAGAGAUCCUCAUCUCUUAAUACAAUUAAAAGCACAUCGUAACACAGUACCUGUACCUCGUCAUUGGUGCUUUAAGCGUAAGUAUUUACAAGGUAAACGAGGUAUUGAAAAGCCACCAUUUGAUUUACCUGAUUUUAUUAAGCGCACUGGUAUCAUGGAGAUGAGAGCUGCUCAUCAAGAAAAAGAAGAUGAAAAGUCGUUAAAAAAUAAAAUGAGAGAAAGGGUUCGRCCUAAAAUGGGAAAGAUUGAUAUUGAUUACAAAAAAUUACAUGACGCGUUUUUUAAAUUGCAAACUAAACCAAGAUUAUCUCUUCAUGGUGACUUGUAUUAUGAAGGCAAAGAAUAUGAGACUAAACUUAGAGAAAAGAAACCUGGUGACUUAAGUGCUGAAUUACGUACUGCGUUAGGUAUGCCAGUCGGUCAUAACGCUCACAAAGUUCCUCCACCGUGGCUUAUCGCUAUGCAGCGUUAUGGUCCACCGCCGUCUUAUCCAGCACUUAAAAUACCUGGUCUUAAUGCUCCCAUUCCUGAAGGAUGUUCUUUCGGUUACCAUGCUGGUGGUUGGGGAAAACCUCCUGUAGAUGAACGUGGUCGACCUCUUUAUGGUAAUGUGUUUGGUACACCAUCUGAUUAUGAUGAAUCACAUGUAGCUGAAGAGCAAAUUGAUAAAUCUAUGUGGGGAGAACCAGAUUCUGAAUCGGAUGCAGAAGAAAGUGAAGAGGAGGAAGAGGAAGAAGAAGUUAAAGAAACCGAAGAAGUAGCAAUUGACGCUAGUGGUAUUGCCACACCGGUCGCUGAAGGCUUAGCUACACCAUCAGGAAUUAUGUCUGGAUUACCAAGUGGUUACGAAACACCCGAAUAUAUUGAAUUAAGAAAACGAAAGAUUGAAUCUGAAAUGGAAAGUAGCGAACAACAACCACUCUACCAUGUCUUACCAGAGAAGAAGGUAGACACUGUCCGUGGCUCUAUGAUGGCAUCUACACACAUGUAUGACAUACCAACUGCUGCGUCAAAUAAACCUGGUGAAGUUGAAGUCAGCUUAGAUCCAUCUGAAUUGGAAUUAGCUGGAGAUGUAGAAGCUAUGGCAGCUAGAUAUGAGCAAAGAAUGAAGGAUCAACAGGGCGGGGAAGAUGAUGGCACAGAAACCGAAAAGAAA
Messenger RNA from Diuraphis noxia (Russian wheat aphid), 2191 nucleotides. Its product is annotated as splicing factor 3B subunit 2-like. Lineage: Eukaryota; Metazoa; Arthropoda; Insecta; Hemiptera; Aphididae. Gene Ontology annotation, cellular component: U12-type spliceosomal complex; nucleus. The record is from RefSeq and is a predicted model, not a curated record.